Baudoinia panamericana UAMH 10762 is the source of this 860-nucleotide messenger RNA. RefSeq lists its product as uncharacterized. The transcript has a single exon. The record is from RefSeq and is a predicted model, not a curated record. Lineage: Eukaryota; Fungi; Ascomycota; Dothideomycetes; Mycosphaerellales; Teratosphaeriaceae. The coding region runs from base 240 to 713 and encodes 157 amino acids.
AAGCAUCCUCCCAUAUUGUUCCGAGCAGCUGCUUUAAGCCGGUUGCUAAGACGGGAAGCUGCUAGCCAUGUCGCAAAGGCUCAUAUAUGUACAUCGUAGAGCGGCCGCCGUAGGAUAAGCACAACCACGCAGAUACCCGUUGGAUGCUGUUUGACAUCUCACGAUAUCUUCUAACUCUCACAGCACAAGCGUACCAACUCCUCGAAUACCAUACCCAUUGACUGCAACAUCUUAUCAUAAUGGAUAGCACUCGCAUCUCACAACUACUCGCCAUACCCGGCGCCUUCUUCCUUGGCAGCUAUAAUGCAACCUUCUCUCAGAAUGUCAUGCCCCAUUUGUACAGCCUCUCUCCAUCUGAGGUGACGCCUAUCUUCGAGAAGAUCUACCACCGAGGCGCAGCCACCAUUCUUCCCAUUGCAAGCAUAGCGAUUGCAGCAAACGGCUACCUCUCAUACGAAAGCGACACCACCAAGCGAAGACUCUACGGCACCGCUGCUGUACUGAUGGUGGCAACUUUACCGCUCACGCAGAUAGUGAUGGGACCUGGAAUCAAUAGGCUGAUCGAGAUUAGCAAGGAUGCUUCACUACGCAGCAAGACUGGGACCGAGGCAGAGGUUGUGAAGCUGCUGAAGUCUUGGGUCACAUUCAACUCUUUGAGGGCGUCCUUGCAUCUUACCGCUGGUAUGCUCAGCUUGUAUGCUGCACUGUCGUAACGGAGACAGCGCAGGAAGGUCGAUCAGAUCUAUAUUCAAACCAAAGCAUAGCCUUGCAGCACUGGCAGUGGGGUGGCGUGGGUGGUACGUUUGGUGUCAGCCAUGAAUGUCGGAUUGUAUAUUGUAAUGGAAACAACCGUCUUCUCU